CCAAACUCUAAAGCAAUACUCGAUAUGGGUGACAAAAUUCACUCGAAGAAGAUUGCUACAGAAGCCAAGGUUAACAUGAUACCUGGAUUCGAUGGAGAGAUAGAUGAUGAGGACAUGUGCGUUAAAGUUGCCAACGAUAUUGGAUACCCAGUAAUGAUUAAAGCUUCAGCUGGAGGUGGUGGGAAAGGAAUGCGGAUCGCAUGGAAUGAUAAAGAAGCUCGAGAGGGCUACAGGCUUUCCAAGCAGGAAGCAAGGUCAUCGUUUGGUGACGAUCGUAUGCUUGUUGAGAAGUUCAUUGACAAUCCACGACAUAUUGAAAUGCAGGUUAGAUAG
Messenger RNA from Angiostrongylus costaricensis, 333 nucleotides. Lineage: Eukaryota; Metazoa; Nematoda; Chromadorea; Rhabditida; Metastrongylidae. The record is from the annotation of a GenBank genome assembly.